AUGAAAAAUGUCAAAUGGUUACUUCCAGAGCGGCAGAUGGAUGGGAGCGAUCUUCUCAGAGUUCGUGAAUCCCAAUUCGAUCCAAAGCAUAUCCUAAGAAGUCUUCUUUCGUCACUUAGUGGUAUUGCAAAAAUCGCUUUUCCUUGUAUUCGACUGCGACAGCACGAGGAAAGACGUUGUCUACGCACCUUCUAUCUGAUACUGAUAACGAGCCCUUUGUAA
Molecule: messenger RNA, 222 nt
Organism: Necator americanus (New World hookworm)
Lineage: Eukaryota; Metazoa; Nematoda; Chromadorea; Rhabditida; Ancylostomatidae
Exons: 2
Coding region: 1-222 (73 amino acids)
Source: RefSeq, a predicted model, not a curated record